Molecule: messenger RNA, 1667 nt
Organism: Myxocyprinus asiaticus (Chinese sucker)
Lineage: Eukaryota; Metazoa; Chordata; Actinopteri; Cypriniformes; Catostomidae
Product: p21-activated protein kinase-interacting protein 1-like
Exons: 10
Coding region: 192-1280 (362 amino acids)
Molecular function (GO): protein binding
Source: RefSeq, a predicted model, not a curated record
UCCGGUGGGCAUCUUAUUAAAAAUCACACGUGUGCCCACACGUUGCUGUUGGCAUGAGAAACAGCAUUGAGAUACUUUAAACUUUUAUCUGAUUAUAACAUCUGCGUAUAACGUGUUUAAUUAUCCUGUUAUAAAUUAAUCAGAGUCUCUCGCUAUGUUUGUAACCGUGUGAACUCGUGUUUUUAGUCAUCAUGGGGGAUCAUGUUGAGUUGGUCGCUGGCUGUUAUGAGCAGAUAGUUUUUGGUUAUCAUGUAUGCGAAGGUGAAGAGGAGUGGACACUUGAGCCCAAAUUUACACACCAUGCACACACAGCAUCACUGACUGCGGUUGCAUCCAAUAAUCAAUUCAUCGCCACUGGAAGCAAAGAUGAAACCAUUCAGUUAUAUGACAUGAGCAAGAAAACUGAGCAUGGAGCCUUGUUGCACCAUAAUGGUACCAUCUCGUGUCUGGAGUUCUAUAGCUCGUCACAUUUACUCAGCGGAGGAGAAGAUGGUCUUAUCUGUGUGUGGAACACCAAAAAAUGGGAAUGUCUAAAAUCCAUCAAAGCUCAUAAGGGUCAUGUUACAUCACUGUCCAUACACCCGUCUGGGAAACUGGCACUCUCUGUCGGAACAGACAAGACUCUACGAACGUGGAAUCUAAUUGAAGGGCGGUCAGCCUUCAUCAAAAAUAUAAAACAAAAUGCAGAAAUAGUGUUGUGGUCACCCGAUGGAGAGAAAUACGCAGUAGUUCUGAAAGACAGAGUGGACAUAUACAACCUGGAGUCUGCCACAGUCAUGGGAACCAUAGCAUUCCAAAAAAGGAUUUCAUGUCUCAAGUUUCUCAAGAAUACACUCUUGGCUGUGGCGGGGGAUGACGAAAGUGUGCGUGUAUAUGACGUUACCUCACAGAAGUGUGUUUGUGCAUUCAAAGCACACGAGAACAGAGUAAAAGCCAUUCAGAGCUUCAUGAAGGAUGAUUUCUGUGUCCUUGUUACAGCUUCAAAUGAUGGAUUCAUUAAGAUGUGGAAGCUUAAUCUUGAGAAUCUGGCCACCCCUUCCAUGCUUGGACAGGUGAACACCACUGCCAGACUCUCCUGUCUAUCUGUCUGGAUACCUGGAGAAGAGAAAGAGACCCCCGCCAAACUAUCUGCCCAGCCUGCAACCUCUAAGACUGUUGCGGAGUCCCCUAUGCCAGCCAAAGGUAAAAGGGUGAGGAUCACAGGUGAGGAGGUGAUUGUAGUGGAGGAAAGCAACACCAUGAAAAAAGGAAAAAAGACAAAAAGACAAAAAGUGCAAUAAACUUUUUUUUGGUGUUAUCUCGUCAUUUACUCUGCCUUUCAUGUCUGUAGUUACUUGCUGUAUAGUAAAGCGGCAUGUUAGAAGUGGCAUAGUCAAGGGUGGGCCUGGGCCACCCAAAGAAGACCAAGACCCACACAGAACAUUAAAGAUUAUUCUUUGACUUAAAAUACAUAUUGUUGAAAUAGUUUAAAAAUGCAUAAAUUCUGAUUUCUGAAAGUGUGAAAGAACUGUUUGGAUGCUGAGCUUUUCUGUUAUUAAAGAAAAUUUGUAUGAAUUUUUUUUUUUUUUAAAUGUUUAUUGAUUUUUGUAAAGGUAAUACAAAAAUACAGAGAAAAAAUGCCAAAUGUCUGUCAUACCAUAUUACAAUAAAAAAUACAUAUAUAUAUA